This is a messenger RNA of Orycteropus afer afer, 459 nucleotides long. Its product is annotated as transmembrane gamma-carboxyglutamic acid protein 1-like. NCBI's taxonomy places the organism in Eukaryota, Metazoa, Chordata, Mammalia, Tubulidentata, Orycteropodidae. The record is from RefSeq and is a predicted model, not a curated record.
ACAAAAGCACAUCAAGGGGAGAGUAACAGAGGAAGUGACUGGUUUCAGUUUUACCUGACCUUUCCAUUAAUCUUGGGCCUCUUCAUCAUCCUCCUUGUCAUUUUCUUAAUCUGGAGAUGCUUCCUGAGAAACAAAACUCAUAGACAGACAGUGACUGAGGGCCACAUUCCUUUUCCUCAGCACCUUAAUAUCAUCACUCCUCUUUCCCAACCAGAUGAAAUGUAUGACAGCAGCGGGCUGUCUCCAGGCUUUCUGGAAUAUGUAGUUGGUCGCUCUGAUUCCACAUGCCUGUCCAACUCCGACCCUCCACCGACCUAUGAGGAGGCCAGUGGCCAGGUGACCCUUCUCAGGAGUGAAACAGAACCUCAUUUAGACCUACCCCCAGAGUACGAAGACAUUGUCAACUCCAACUCAGCCAGUGCCAUUGCAAUGGUGCCUGUGGUCACCACCAUCAAAUGA